CGUGUUACAGAACAGACAGACUUUCUCUCCCUCAAACUGUGACAUAAUUUCUUACACACCUGGCAAACUGUUCUCUCUCGCGGUUCAACGGAAGCUGGACUAGUUUCGUUUAUCAUCAAACCCGGUGCGGACAUGCCAAGUAGUCACGGUGUCCUUGCUGCUCUUCUUUUCGCCACCCUCGCGGUAGUCAUCGUUACUAGCGGCAUCGUUCAGCAGAAACGUGCAGCGAAUUUCGACUAUUACGACGAUGGCUAUCAGAAUUUUCAGCCUGUGGUGAAGUUCCAAAGGCCAAUCGUAGUUCCAGAAUUCCCAAAGAAGGAUCAACAAGAUCUCAGUAAGAUACCCGGUAUUCCUGGAGUGGACUAUCCGAUUUAUCACAGCGUUCCAAAGACCAGUUUUUCUUGUGCUUAUGUACCCCAUGUACCAGGAAUGUACGCGAAUGUAGAGACUGGUUGCCAGGCGUAUCACAUAUGUCACGAUGGCAGAGAAGGUCAGCAAGGUGCCUCGUUUCUUUGCACUAAUGGGACUCUUUUUAAUCAGCAAGACUUUGCUUGUGAUUGGUGGUAUAACGUGAAUUGUGCUUUAGCGCCACAAUAUUACAGAUUAAAUUCAGAUCCAUUGACGAAUCCUUAUGUGUCGAAAGAAGAAAAAGACGCUAUCAGGCAGAGAUUAAAUCGCAUCGUAGUGCUUUAGUUUUUAAUUUUAAUCAAUGAAAAUUUUAUCAAAUUUAUUUAUAAUACUGCGGAGAUCAUGAUAUUAAAAAUUUAUUAUAAAAUCAUUGAUAUAUCUGGCAAAUAAUCAUUCCAAAAUUAUAUUGCGAAAUUGGUUGUGGAAAAAAUUUUGAUAAAAAUUCUAAACAUAUAUUUUGAUAUGUAUAUAAAAAUAUUCAUAUAUUAAAUAUUUAAUGUAUAGAUACUUUUAUCAAAAUAUUGGAAAUUUAUAUUUAAUAAUAAAAUAAACUAUCAAUAUUUUAUGCAUUUUUACAAGGUAAAACACAUAAAUUGUAUCUUAAAGAAAGAUUUCGAUCAAUCACAUAAUCUCCGCAGAAUUAACGAUUAGAUAACGAUCGAAGUACCAUCGAGUUUUACUUUAUAUUCUAUACGUUUUAUAUAUUUUUAUUCUUGCUUCAAAGUUCAUCGAAAAAGCACGCGUUUAAAGAAAAUGAAAGUAAAGAAUAAAAUUGUAAACAAUGAAGUAGAACCGAUAAUGUAAAAGUUCAGAUAUUAUUCACAAAUUUAUUUCUGUCUCUUUUCUUUAUCGUAUUUUGAAAAAUUUCUUUAUCACUUAACACAUUGGCCAUCGCAAAAAAUUGAAAGUUUUUAUGUACUCAAAAAAAUUCGGAUAUUGAAUUCCAUAAAUUUGCAAGUUUCUCUCAAUUAGAAGGUAUGCUUGUUAAUAAAAUGAUAACUUUUCAUUGUUUAUGAAUUAGGUAUAUCUAUGUACACAUAUAUACACGCACACGCAUGCACAUAUAUAUAUAUAUAUGUGAUCUAUGAGAUCUAUAAUAAUCGGUAUAGUUUCAAAAUAAAAUCAAAUUGAAAAUAUCCUCAGCAGAAAGAAAAAUAUAUAUUCGAUAGAAUUAUUAAAAACUAUACAAUAAUAUUCGAUAGAAAAUCAAAACGAAAAAAGAAAGAAAGAAAGAAAGAAAGAAAAAAUAUGUUUAACAAUUAAGAAAUACAAUUAAUGUAUCCCGAACAUGAGAGAUUUUUCGUUAUCUCUAAUAGACGUACCAAAUGAAAAUAAAAAAAAAAUCUCGUUACA
This is a messenger RNA of Vespa crabro (European hornet), 1761 nucleotides long. RefSeq lists its product as uncharacterized. The coding region runs from base 133 to 693 and encodes 186 amino acids. Gene Ontology annotation, cellular component: extracellular region. NCBI's taxonomy places the organism in Eukaryota, Metazoa, Arthropoda, Insecta, Hymenoptera, Vespidae. The record is from RefSeq and is a predicted model, not a curated record. Gene Ontology annotation, molecular function: chitin binding. The transcript is spliced from 4 exons.